Messenger RNA from Eubalaena glacialis (North Atlantic right whale), 1299 nucleotides. RefSeq names its product proteasome 26S subunit ubiquitin receptor, non-ATPase 4 (gene PSMD4). Gene Ontology annotation, cellular component: nucleus; cytosol; proteasome regulatory particle, base subcomplex. Gene Ontology annotation, molecular function: polyubiquitin modification-dependent protein binding. The record is from RefSeq and is a predicted model, not a curated record. Bases 43 to 1185 code for a protein of 380 amino acids. The transcript is spliced from 10 exons. Gene Ontology annotation, biological process: proteasome-mediated ubiquitin-dependent protein catabolic process. Lineage: Eukaryota; Metazoa; Chordata; Mammalia; Artiodactyla; Balaenidae.
GUGGUCCAGGAGAACCGGUCUGGGAGGGAGGAAGGCGGCAAGAUGGUGUUGGAAAGCACUAUGGUUUGCGUGGACAACAGCGAGUAUAUGCGGAACGGGGACUUCCUACCCACCCGGCUACAGGCCCAGCAGGAUGCCGUCAACAUAGUCUGUCACUCCAAGACCCGUAGCAACCCUGAGAACAACGUGGGCCUCAUCACACUGGCCAAUGACUGUGAAGUGCUGACCACACUCACCCCUGACACCGGCCGCAUCCUGUCUAAGCUCCACACUGUCCAACCCAAGGGCAAGAUCACCUUCUGCACUGGCAUCCGCGUGGCCCAUCUGGCCCUGAAGCACCGACAGGGCAAGAAUCACAAGAUGCGAAUCAUUGCCUUUGUGGGAAGCCCCGUGGAGGACAAUGAGAAGGAUCUGGUGAAACUGGCUAAACGCCUCAAGAAGGAGAAAGUAAAUGUUGACAUUAUCAAUUUUGGGGAAGAGGAGGUGAACACAGAAAAGCUGACCGCCUUUGUAAACACAUUGAAUGGCAAAGAUGGAACCGGUUCUCAUCUGGUGACAGUGCCUCCUGGGCCCAGCUUGGCUGAUGCCCUCAUCAGUUCUCCGAUUCUGGCUGGGGAAGGCGGUGCCAUGCUGGGUCUUGGUGCCAGUGACUUUGAAUUUGGAGUGGAUCCCAGUGCUGAUCCUGAGCUGGCCUUGGCCCUUCGUGUUUCUAUGGAAGAGCAGCGGCAGCGGCAGGAGGAGGAGGCGCGGAGGGCAGCUGCCGCCUCUGCCGCUGAGGCCGGAAUCGCUACGACGGGGACUGAAGGUGAAAGAGACUCGGACGAUGCCCUGCUGAAGAUGACCAUCAGCCAGCAGGAGUUUGGCCGCACCGGGCUCCCUGACCUAAGCAGUAUGACCGAGGAAGAACAAAUUGCAUAUGCCAUGCAGAUGUCCCUCCAGGGCGCAGAAUUUGGCCAGGCAGAAUCAGCUGACAUUGACGCCAGUUCAGCCAUGGACACAUCUGAGCCCGCCAAGGAGGAGGAUGAUUAUGACGUGAUGCAGGACCCCGAGUUCCUUCAGAGUGUCCUGGAGAACCUUCCAGGCGUGGAUCCCAACAAUGAGGCCAUUCGAAAUGCCAUGGGCUCCCUGGCCUCCCAGGCCACCAAGGAUGGCAAGAAGGACAAGAAGGAGGAGGACAAGAAGUGAGACUGGAGGGAAAAGGGAGCUGAGCCUGUGCGGGGCCGAGUGGGGCGGGGUGGGAUAGAGAGUUAGAUGUGCUGUCUGUGACCACUGCAACCUAAAUAAAGCUUGGCAACAUUU